AUGGAGACUGACUGCAUCGGAGCCACUUCCGCAGUGAGAAUACCUUGGGCGGGGCGCAGGAGGAAAAUGCAGAGCAACAUGCCUUCGAGGCUUCGAUCAAUUGGUACGGCUGGAAUGGCUCGUGAUACGGGUACUGGUGGGCCUGCACGGCUACUCCGAUAUAUCUACUUAUGA
Messenger RNA from Colletotrichum paranaense, 174 nucleotides. RefSeq lists its product as uncharacterized. NCBI's taxonomy places the organism in Eukaryota, Fungi, Ascomycota, Sordariomycetes, Glomerellales, Glomerellaceae. Bases 1 to 174 code for a protein of 57 amino acids. The transcript has a single exon. The record is from RefSeq and is a predicted model, not a curated record.